AUGUGGGCUAGCAGGAGGAUGGGGGAGGACGAACAACUCUACUUAGUCCACGUUCAGGGCACCGAUGGCAUCGGUCUCCCGAAUACGCUGGUCGUCAACAAGUUCCAGAACUUGGACGGCAAUCUGGAGAACCGCUGCAAGUCGGAGAUGAUCCUGUUGGCCACCGUCCGCCACGACAACAUCAUCCAAAUCCUACAUGUCAUCGAGAGGGAUGAAGCCAUCAUGCUCAUCUACAAGUACGAGCCGAAUCGCAACCUUGGCUACUGGCUGCACCAGCGGGAGGGCGGCGAUCGAAUGUUGACCUGGCCCAAGAGGAUGUCCAUCGCCAUCGGAGUUGCCAAAGGGCUCUGCCACUUGCACCAUGGAUGCAACAGACCUGUUGUCCACCACAACAUCAACGCCAACAACAUCUUGCUUGAUCAGGAUCUCAAGGCGGUGAUUGCCAGCUUUGGCAUGGCGCAGAUUAACAUGGCCGGGCUCGGACAGCCGUUGCCAAUCACAGACCUGCCUCUUGGUAACUUUGGUUAUGCUGCUCUAGAAUAUGGGAUGGCAACAAACCAGGUGACGGAGAAGGUAGACAUUUACAACUUCGGCGUCGUGCUGCUUGAGCUCGUCACGGGGCGGGUGGCUAAUUGA
Molecule: messenger RNA, 636 nt
Organism: Triticum aestivum (bread wheat)
Lineage: Eukaryota; Viridiplantae; Streptophyta; Magnoliopsida; Poales; Poaceae
Product: probable serine/threonine-protein kinase At1g01540
Exons: 2
Coding region: 1-636 (211 amino acids)
Biological process (GO): protein phosphorylation
Cellular component (GO): plasma membrane
Molecular function (GO): ATP binding; protein kinase activity
Source: RefSeq, a predicted model, not a curated record